Molecule: messenger RNA, 4669 nt
Organism: Rhinichthys klamathensis goyatoka
Lineage: Eukaryota; Metazoa; Chordata; Actinopteri; Cypriniformes; Leuciscidae
Gene: map4k4
Product: mitogen-activated protein kinase kinase kinase kinase 4
Exons: 27
Coding region: 196-3588 (1130 amino acids)
Biological process (GO): protein phosphorylation
Molecular function (GO): protein kinase activity; ATP binding
Source: RefSeq, a predicted model, not a curated record
CACUCCGUCAUAUACUGACCUAGACUCUUCAUCAUCAUCAUCCUCAUCGCGAACAAUAGAGGACCGCGGAGGGCCUGCGCUGCUCUCUCAAGAUUAUCGCAGAAAUAUAGCGAUGAUCGACAGCGUCGAACGGACACCACACGACUGAAGAACGGAUUACACAGCGUCGCUUAUAUCUGAACAGUUUGGUGAAAGAUGGCGAACGACUCGCCCGCUAAGAGCCUGGUGGACAUAGACCUCGCCUCUCUGCGCGACCCUGCUGGCAUUUUUGAGCUGGUGGAAGUGGUCGGCAAUGGCACCUAUGGACAAGUAUACAAGGGUCGACAUGUCAAAACUGGACAGCUGGCGGCCAUCAAAGUCAUGGACGUGACUGAAGAUGAAGAAGAGGAGAUUAAGCUGGAGAUUAACAUGCUGAAGAAAUACUCUCAUCACAGAAACAUUGCCACGUAUUACGGCGCGUUCAUUAAGAAGAGUCCUCCAGGACACGACGACCAGCUGUGGCUAGUGAUGGAGUUUUGUGGAGCCGGCUCGAUAACAGACCUUGUGAAAAACACGAAAGGAAACACACUGAAAGAAGACUGGAUCGCGUACAUCUCGAGAGAAAUUCUCAGGGGGUUGGCCCACCUGCACGCUCAUCACGUCAUCCACAGAGACAUCAAGGGCCAGAAUGUGCUGCUGACUGAGAACGCAGAGGUCAAACUAGUGGAUUUUGGCGUCAGCGCUCAGCUGGAUCGAACCGUCGGCCGCAGAAACACCUUCAUUGGAACGCCGUACUGGAUGGCUCCGGAGGUCAUCGCCUGUGACGAAAACCCGGACGCUACUUACGACUACAGGAGCGAUCUGUGGUCCUGUGGGAUCACGGCUAUAGAGAUGGCGGAGGGCGCUCCCCCGUUGUGUGAUAUGCAUCCCAUGCGCGCGCUCUUUCUCAUACCCAGAAAUCCUCCACCCAGACUCAAGUCCAAGAAAUGGUCCAAGAAGUUCUUCAGCUUCAUCGAGGGCUGUCUGGUGAAGAACUACACGCAGCGGCCGCCCACCGACCAACUCCUGAAGCAUCCCUUCAUCAGGGACCAGCCCAACGAGAGGCAGGUGCGGAUCCAGCUCAAAGACCACCUGGACCGCUGCCGCAAGAAGCGCGGAGAGAAAGAUGAGACCGAGUACGAGUACAGCGGCAGUGAGGAAGAGGAGGAAGAAGCUCAGGAGCAGGAGGGAGAGCCCAGCUCUAUCGUGAAUGUCCCGGGCGAGUCGACUCUGCGCCGGGACUUCAUCCGUCUACAGCAGGAGAAUAAGGAGCGCUCGGAGGCGAUGAGACGACAGCAGCUCCUCCAGGAACAGCAGAUGCGCGAGCAGGAGGAAUACAAGCGCCAACUACUGGCAGAACGACAGAAGCGCAUCGAGCAGCAGAAAGAGCAGAGGCGGCGGCUGGAGGAGCAACAAAGACGAGAGCGAGAGAUGAGGAGACAACAAGAGCGAGAGCAGAGGAGGAGAGAGCAGGAGGAGAAGAGACGUGUGGAGGAGAUGGAGAGGAGACGCAAAGAAGAGGAGGAGCGCAGGAGGGCAGAAGAGGAGAAGAGGAGGGCCGACCGCGAGCAGGAGUACAUCCGCCGGCAGCUGGAGGAAGAGCAAAGGCACCUGGAGAUCCUGCAGCAGCAGCUGUUACAUGAGCAGGCCAUGCUACUGGCGGAUGAGCGGCACAGGAGGAAUGUUCAGGGUUCUCCUCAGGCUGUGGUGAUGCCGAAGCAGCCACCCGCUGUGCCGAAGCAGCCACCCGCUGUGCCGAAGCAGCCACCCGCUGUACCGCCGCGAUCAGAAGCCUUUUCCAACGGCAGUGUGUCCGAACCGAGCCAUCGGCCCGCUGACCCACAGGAUCUGACGGCUCUGGCGAAGGAACUGCGUGCGGUGGAGGACGUGCGGCCUCAACACAAAGCCACGGAUUACUCUUCCUCCAGCGACGACUCUGGCACCACUGAUGACGAAGAUGAUGAGGAGGUGGACCAGGACAUCGGGGACGAGUCGACGUCUGGCCCGGAGGACUCGCGGGGAGGAGGCUCGUCUAGACUCAGUAAUGGUGAAGCAGAAGCAGCGAAGACGAUGGUCUUGCAGGACGAUGAUGCCUCCUCUACGCCAUGCAAAGACAGCACACUCGUCAUGAGACAGUUCCAGAGAUCAGGGCCUGUGACACUGCUGGGUUCAGGUUGGAAAGAGGCUUGUUGUCCCAGUCCUGUAGAGAUUGUGCAGAGGAACUGCUUUAGGGGGGCAAACCCUCUCCUGCCCGACCUGCUCCAGCAGAGUCAGCGCUCGCCCCCUGGCUCCGCCUCCUCGUCCCCUGGCUCCGCCUCCUCUCCCAACAGCCCCGCCCUGUCCCCCAUCAGUCCCUCGGACAGACUCCUGUGCCUGACAGAGACUCCCACUGUGCCGAAGCACAAGUCUUCCUCGUCGUUCACUCCCUUCAUCGACCCGCGCCUCCUCCAGGUGUCUCCGUCCACCGGCAGCGCGCUCAAUAACGCUGGUUACAGUAAUGAUGCUCGACUGCAGGAGGCUCUGCGUCAGGACGCGUCCCGUAAGGGUUCGGUGGUCAACGUCAAUCCUGUCAACACUCGGCCACAGAACGACACGCCAGAGAUACGCAAAUACAAGAAGAGGUUCAACUCUGAGAUCUUGUGCGCUGCUCUGUGGGGUGUUAAUCUGUUAGUCGGGACAGAGAGCGGACUCAUGCUACUGGAUCGCAGUGGUCAAGGGAAAGUCUACCCGCUUAUUAGUCGUAGACGCUUUCAACAAAUGGAUGUUUUGGAGGGACUUAAUGUACUAGUGACAAUAUCAGGGAAGAAGAAUAAACUGCGUGUGUACUAUCUUUCGUGGCUGAGGAACAAGAUCCUCCACAAUGACCCUGAGGUGGAGAAGAAGCAGGGCUGGACCACCGUAGGAGACCUGGAGGGCUGUGUGCACUACAAAGUCGUGAAGUACGAGAGGAUCAAGUUCUUGGUUCUGGCCCUGAAGAAUUCAGUAGAGGUGUAUGCGUGGGCUCCCAAACCAUACCAUAAAUUCAUGGCUUUCAAGUCUUUUGGUGAUCUGGUGCACAAGCCACUGCUAGUUGACCUCACAGUUGAAGAAGGCCAAAGGUUAAAGGUCAUCUAUGGGUCCUGCUCUGGGUUUCAUGCCGUGGAUGUCGACUCAGGAGCCGUCUAUGACAUUUAUCUGCCCACUCACAUUCAGAUGAAUAUUCAGUCGCACGCCAUCAUCAUCCUGCCGAACACGGAUGGCAUUGAGCUGCUGGUGUGUUAUGAAGACGAGGGUGUGUAUGUCAACACCUACGGCCGCAUCACUAAAGACGUGGUGCUCCAGUGGGGCGAGAUGCCCACAUCUGUUGCUUAUAUUCGCUCUAACCAGAUCAUGGGCUGGGGAGAGAAGGCUAUAGAGAUCCGCUCUGUAGAAACAGGCCACUUGGAUGGAGUUUUCAUGCACAAAAGAGCACAAAGACUCAAGUUUCUGUGUGAAAGAAAUGACAAGGUGUUCUUCGCAUCUGUGCGUUCGGGAGGCUCGAGCCAGGUCUACUUCAUGACUCUGGGUCGGACCUCUCUCCUCAGCUGGUAAUCGCAGCGAUGACCCGGAUCGACCACUGACGUUUCUCCAGGAUCGGCCAGGCCAGGCCACACACACGCCAGAGCCUGCUGAAGGACUGACACACACACAUCUGCGUCCCUUUGCAGCGUGCUGCAUGAGGAACUGGCUCGAGUAUUCUACAGUAUUAUUGCUAGUCUGUGUAAAUGUCUUUCUCUAGAGUUUAAUAAAAUCUGACUCGGCUGAGAGGAACGGUGAAAUUCUGCUAAUGUGUCUCUCAGUCACACAUAGUGUCAUAACAAUGGUGAAACACAAAAUGGCUUUUUGUCCUGUAUUUUUAUUUAUGGGUUAUUUAUUUCUAGUUUUGUUUUAUUCAUUUGUUUUUACUAAGCCGAGUAGUUGCAGUAAUGUGGACGGUGCCUGAGAGUCUCAACAUUUGCUGAUAGAAUUCCAGUGUUCCCAAGCAGAGCUUUAUGGACCAUCUUCUGAAUCCGCUAGUGGUCACGUGAUGUCAACAGGAAGCGGACAGCUGUGUUAGCCUCGGGUUUGCUUUCGGCACAUCAAAAACGGGGAUUUGGAUAGAUGUCACUUUAACGUGGACUGUGCUGUGCCACAUCUUUUCUUGUCUUCUCUCGUUUCCCUCUUCCCUCACAUGUCCGAUGACAGUGGCCUCAUUCCUACAUUGAAAUGACCAAUGAAAGAGGUUUAAUCCGUAUCUGUUGAACCAGUAUCUCCACUGGCCCUGAGAAGAGCGCGUCAACACCUUGUGUCCUAUCCUUCUGUUUUGAAGAGCGUAUGAGACCGCGAGUGAAAGCUAGUUCUGGCGUUUUAUGCACUGGACUUGGAACCGAACGGUCCACUCAUCCAGACCAGAAACCCUAGUUAUAAAACUGACAUUUAAUUCAUUUUGUAUGAUUGUUUAUGAUGCCCUUUGUUCCAAGAUAUGCGUUUUUCAUCAGGCAGCGACAAUGUUGAUCUGAGAAUACAAACCGAGUUUAGACAUCCCGUAAUAACUUAAUCUCUGUUAUGGAAACAUUACCUUCAAUUUGAUGAGAAAGACUGUCUUGGUCAUGGACUAUUAUUAUUAUUAUUAUUAUUAUCAUUUGUAACUGAA